This is a messenger RNA of Zychaea mexicana, 585 nucleotides long. RefSeq lists its product as uncharacterized. The coding region runs from base 1 to 585 and encodes 194 amino acids. NCBI's taxonomy places the organism in Eukaryota, Fungi, Mucoromycota, Mucoromycetes, Mucorales, Lichtheimiaceae. The transcript is spliced from 5 exons. The record is from RefSeq and is a predicted model, not a curated record.
AUGCAUUGUAUCGGCAAGGACGUGGCCAAGGAAAUUGUCCCUGACGAUAAGAUCGAGUUGUUUAGUCAACUAUCCCAAAAGACCAUUCUCGAAUCUCUGCAAAGCAACAAUCCAUUGGCUGUGGCUGAUACCAUACAGCAAUACACCGAUGGAUUAAUUGCACUAUUGCCACCAUCUUUUGCAUCGUCAUCAGCAACAACGCAAGAACAAGGCAUACCACAGCAAUCAUCAAUAUCGUUGCCAACUCCCUUGCCUAAACCACAAACUUACACGUCGAAGAUGAAAAACUCUGCAACAUUUGCAACCCAUCUGUGCAUCACUGACGAGUACCGGUCCAGCAAGACUUGCCCGUACUGCCACGAGCCAACAACACUGCAAAAAUACCGUGACGAGGAUGGAAAGCUGCGAUCGGCCAACGGCGCUCUCAAGUGCACGAAUCUUACGUGUCCCAGUCGCAGCCAAAAUACGUUCAAUCGCGAUGCAGUAGGCGGAUUCAACAUUGCUGUGAUAGAGAUGACAAAGGCCAUCGAAUCAAGACGUGACACCAGUCCUGGUGCUCAGUUGUCUCCGCGCGAAGCUGGAUAG